GUCAAUGUUAGUAUGUAAAUUUUGUAAAAUUUGAAAUUUCAUGCAGUCAAACAUUUUUAAUGUAAUUAUUUUUUAAAAGUGAACACUGAAGAGAUGGUUUACACAUUGCGGUUAUAUGCAUAGCAUAUUUCAUAGCAACCAUUAAUAUUUAUUUAAAUUGUUUUCAUCACAUAGGAAGUACCAGCUUUCUGCAUAAUGGAGAUGGAUGAUACACAUAUGAACCUUUUAAAGGACAUGAUCUUAGAUGAAGGAAAAUUGGUUACUUAUUUAACAUUGGCAAAAGAUCUUUGUAUACACAUUAACAAUAGUAAACUAUUGAUGCAUAGUUUUAUUAAAUCUACUCGUGAAGGGAAUCCUAAACUAGAACUUAACAUAAACUUUUUGAUAUCUGGUUUAAUUGACGAAAAUAAAGUCAGGGUAACCGUUUGCUCUGAAGAUAAGUUGGAAGAACAUAAGAAAACGUUUAAAGUUGUCUAUUUCAUUCACGUAUAUAGUAUUUCCAAAGGACGGUCAAAGGAAAAUUCGGCAGCAUUGGUGAGCGUAAUUAAAUAUGAUGAUUUUAACUUAUGUCCAGGCAUUAUUAAAAGUCAGGCCAGUAUCAAGAGAUCUGAUGUAGAAAUUGGUAUUCUUAAAAGUAGCAGUCAGAAAAAGAUUGUAAAUCGGGUAGAUCCACAACCAAAAAAGGCUAAACAAGAAGAUAAAUUGAAACCUUUGAAGAAUGUUCACGAAAUCAAUGGUAAAGCCCUUAAAUCUGAACCUGAUAUAGAUAUCAAGAAAGAAAUUAUUUCCCCUAAAAAGGAUUUUAAACCCAAUAACAAACCUAGUUCUCACAAGGGAAUUGCGGGAUUUUUCAAUAAACAAAAUGGAAUUGGCAACAAAAAAGAAAAUAAGAUUACAGUAGAUUUAAAGGCUACUAGCCAAAAAGCAGCAGAUGUUUCUAAAACAGAACAGAAUGCUUUAAAUGAUAAAAUGGAUGUUGAUAAUCAAGAAGAAACCGAAGUUAAAAAGGAAGCAAGAAAGGAAAAUAUGAUGAAUGAUAAUAAAAUAUUAAAUAAUAUUAAAAAACAUUCAAAAGUAGAUAAAAAACGCAAAAGGGUUUUGCGGGUUUCUGACAGUGAUAGUGAAGAAGAGAAUGAUCCUUUUGUUGCUGAGGAAAACAAGGAAAUUGCUAAUGAAUCUGAUGAAGAAAUUCCACCAACUCCAGUUGCAAAUAAUUUAAAAAUAACAUCAGGAAUUGUGAAUCCUAGAAAAAAGAGAAAGGUUGUAGAUAAAACAUAUAUGAGUGAUGAUGGUUACAUAAUUACUAAAAGAGAAGAGGUGUAUGAAAGCUGUUCUGAUUCUGAAAGUGUGGACAAAGAGGUGUCAAUAAAAAAAGAAAUUAAAGAAGAGAAAUUACAAAUUUCUCCAAAAACAAAACCCAAGGAAGUGAAGAAUUCACCUAAGAAGAAAAAAGUUUCCCCACCUCAGAAGGGAAAACAAGCUACAUUAAUGAAUUUUUUCAAAAAAAAGUGAUAUUGUUAUUUAAAAUUAAUCAUGGAAUUAUAUUUGUUACAAUUCACAUUUGUAAAAAGCACCUUAAAUACCUAUAAAUUACAGGCUGCAACUCGAAUUACUUUGAAUUAGGAUAAUUAUUGUGGAUUAGGAAAUGCCCUAAUUUGUAAAAAAAGGUUUUAUUUCUUUCAACUACCCUAUAUAAUUAUUUGUUAGAAUGUUUUUCAGAAGCUUAAGUGUAAAUGUAUGAAACACACCUUUAUACAUCAGGAUGACUCAAAAAAUCAAGUACAUAGGAAAAAAAUAUUCCAUUUCAUCUGGUAAUGUUUACAGGAAAUAAUAUAAUUUUGUUGAAACCAUUUAUGGCAGCACUGUAUUAAGGAAACACUUUAAGUCCUUGUAUUUAUUAUGGGAACUUUAAAACCCAAGUAAAUGGAUAAAUCAUUCUAAGAUAAAAAUCGUUAAAGAUUUAGAAGUAAACAUAUUGAAAUUAUUGUUACUUUCUAUAAAUAAAACAAAUUAAUAUAAAAAUGUA
This is a messenger RNA of Pieris napi, 2026 nucleotides long. RefSeq names its product DNA polymerase delta subunit 3 (gene PolD3). The transcript has a single exon. Bases 196 to 1512 code for a protein of 438 amino acids. Gene Ontology annotation, biological process: nucleotide-excision repair, DNA gap filling; DNA replication; DNA synthesis involved in UV-damage excision repair. The record is from RefSeq and is a predicted model, not a curated record. Gene Ontology annotation, molecular function: DNA-directed DNA polymerase activity. Gene Ontology annotation, cellular component: delta DNA polymerase complex; nucleus. NCBI's taxonomy places the organism in Eukaryota, Metazoa, Arthropoda, Insecta, Lepidoptera, Pieridae.